This is a messenger RNA of Phasianus colchicus (ring-necked pheasant), 2801 nucleotides long. RefSeq names its product rho GTPase-activating protein 6-like. Lineage: Eukaryota; Metazoa; Chordata; Aves; Galliformes; Phasianidae. Gene Ontology annotation, biological process: signal transduction. The record is from RefSeq and is a predicted model, not a curated record.
GAAGAUGGUACUAAACUGGAGGAACUGUUAACUCCCUCAAGGGUAGAGAGUCCUUGAAGAGUGAUCUUGGCAGUCACCAACCACAUGAAGUUUGAGAAAAGCAAGUGCCAGAUUUUACAUCUGGGACAGGGCAACCCUGGUUAUGUACGAACUGGGGUACGAGAGGCUGGAGAGCAGAAAGGAGUCUGGGGUUUCUGGUGACAGUAAGUUGAAUGUGAGUCAGCAGUGUACCCUGGCAGCCCAAAGCCAACCGUACCCUAUGGUGCAUCAGGCCCAGCACUGCCACUGGGUGAGGGAAGGGAUUGCCCUGGUGGAACACACCAUAGGAGGUGCAGUGGAAUUACACAUCACAGCCUGAACCAGCAGUUGAGCACUAGGUAAGAAGGCGUGGCUAACCAAGGGAGCUCAGGUGCAGGCAAUGCACCUGAGUAAUGAAAAGGAGCCUGGAUCCCCCCCCUCCUCACUCUCAUUUAAGGGUUAGCAGCCAAGGCAGCAACAUUUCUUUGGAUAGAGGUUGUUCUCCUCUUGAACUGCUGCCAGUCAUUGGAAAAUUGGAAGGGAGGACCUUUAUCUCAGCUCUUCUGCCAGAACAAAGCACCAAAAUGCAACCUGUGUCCCUGCACAGCCUUUCAGAGCUGGAAAGAGCCAGUUUGCAGGAGCUAGCCCUCUACCAGCUGCAAGAAAAGCUGCUUGUUGGAGAUCUCAGCCUGGCUAAAGUUGGACCUAGAGGCAGUAAAUCUAUCCGUCAGAAACUGGAGAGCUUUUCAAAGGAGAAGAAAGACUGCUCUCCUCAGACCUUUGGGAUCCCACUGUGCCAAGUCAUUGCCAAUGACCGUGCAAACAGACAACUGCAAGAAACAGUGAAGAGCAGCCGCCGGCUGUGCGUGGAGGUGGAAAAAACAGUGACAAACUUUCGUGCUCAGAUGCAGAAGAGAUCCCCGCUGGGCAGGGGCUGUUUGCUGGUACCUUACGAAGUGUUCCCUGAAGAGCCUCUUUCCCCAGAUUUUCCUGACCAUAACUCUUCUUGGAGUCAGCGAAGGGGAGCCAUGUCUGUGGACUGCAUCACUGAACUGAGUGGCAACAGUUCCAAGCUGCUGGAGGCACUGCAGUUGUCACAUCCCCAUGAGCUGGAUCCACGGAGGAACUUGGGCAAGAAAAAGAUGCUAAGCCUCAACCCCAUCACCUGGCAGGUCCCACGGAUUGUGGACAGAUGUUGCAAGCACAUUGAAACAUAUGGUCUCCAAACGGUGGGCAUUUUCCGGGUUGGGAGCUCCAAGAAAAGAGUUCAGCAGCUGAGAGAAGAGUUUGACCAUGGACUGGAUGUCUUCUUGGAUGAGCAUCAAAGUGUUCAUGAUGUUGCUGCUCUGCUCAAAGAGUUUCUUCGUGACAUGCCAGAUUCACUGAUUCCUAGGGAGCUCUACGCAGCCUUCCUCAGCACAGCCUCCAUGGAGGGCCCACAGCAGCUGGCUGUGCUGCAGCUGCUGCUCUUCCUGCUGCCCCCCUGCCACAGUGACACGCUGUACCGUCUCCUGCAGUUCCUCAGCAAGGUGGCACGGCAUGCUGACAACUCUUGGGGCCCCAAUGGCCAGGAGAUUCCUGGGAAUAAAAUGACAGUUUCAAACUUGGCCACUGUCUUUGGUCCCAACAUCCUUCAGAAAGAGAGGCCUGGAGAAAAAGAUGCUGGAGCCAUGAACUUUGAAGACAGUACAGCUAUCAUACUGGUAGUUCAGAGGCUGAUUGAACACUAUCAGACCUUGUUCACGGUCUCUCCAGAAACACAGCAUGACAUCCUCAGGAGACUGUUUCAGACAGACCCCGAUGUCAUUGACUACCUUUUGCGCAGGAAAUUCAAUGCUGUGCUGCAAACAGAAAGUGAGAAUUCAACAGAGGAGCAUACUCCAAUCCUGAUGCCUGAUCAGACCCUGGAAAGCAACUCACUCUCAGAGCUGUACAGCAACAUCUCAUUCCUGAACUUGAACAUUGGCAUCUAGCCAGACCUCAACACUGCCUUCCAUGGACAAAACUGGGCAACAUUUCCACUACAAAAAUAUGUUCUCUAUCCUACUUUGGAGGAGCGGAGAACAGAAGGGUGCAUGAAUGUAUGCAAAAGUACCUUUGCUAACUGUAGGCAUGCAAAAAUGGUACUGGUGUAGUCAGUUCUGCAGCAGAAUGGAUUUUCAGUUACAGCUUCGUUGCCUGUCAGCUCACAAGGAUAGGGGUGGGAGAGAAGCAGCUUGGGCUGAGACCCACUGGGCAUGACUGGCCUGAAACACAAGUGAGUGGAGACUGCUAGUAGGGCAGUAAGGAUGGAAAAAUGCAGUUCAACUUCAUGCAGUCUGUACUUGGAUAUGCCACUCACCUUGUGUUGUCCUGUCACCGCUUUGUGCAGAAAGAUAUCUCAGAGCUGAAGAAAUGACCAUAACCCAACAGCACCGCUAUUGCAAAGAUCUACAGUGUGCCAUGUUCAGAAAGAAUCAUGGAUAUAUGUAUAUUUUUAAAUUUUGAUUUCAGGUUUCCAACUGCUAAUUUUAUAGAUAGAAAACACAGUAUUGACCACAAAAUAUAUAGGUAGUGUAGUACAAGGGAAAAGUAUACUCUGAACAUCUUUAUUCCUUGAAUAAUAUUCAGUAAGUAGAUCUAAUGUAUUAUAAUGUAUUACGGAAAUUGAGUGUCUCGUGACCUUUGGCUGAUAAAUGUCUGGUUUGUUUUUUUCCUCCAUCUGAGGCAUUGGAAGGCACUGCAAGUUACAUGCAAAUGUAUGUUUUUAGCUGAUGGGAUAAAAUGAAAGUUAUCAGCAAAUA